UUGUUUCAUCUCUGACGUGGACCGGCAUUUUCCCACAACACCCCGCUGCUGCUGCUGCUGCUCUCACUGAUGACGAAAAUGGCGGACGGCGGAUCGUCGGUGGAGAUUGUGGAGGGCUGUCGCCUGCCCGUUCUUCGUAAAAACCAAGAACACGAGGACGAGUGGCCAUUGGCUGAAAUUCUAAGUGUAAAAGAAGUCUCUUCAAGGAAGCUCUUCUAUGUUCACUACAUCGACUUCAACAAGCGUCUGGAUGAGUGGGUCACAGCAGACAGGCUGGACAUGAAGAAGCUUCAGUUCCCUAAGAAAGAAGCUAAAACUCCAACUAAGAAUGGUCUUCCAGGCUCCCGCCCCAGUUCUCCAGAAAGAGAAGUGAGGAAAAGUCUAGAUCUCAACCCUCAAUCUGCCACAGCUCCUUCCAGAGGCAAAACCCUUCCCACACCGCUGUCGGGUCAUGCGGAACUGCAUGGAAAUCCAGAUACAAACAACCAUGACUCAAUAAAGGAAGAGGAUGAUCCACUCGUGCCGAUCAAAUCCGGAAGUGAUUUAAAACACAGUGUAUCCAAAUGUCUGUCUAGUGUACGCCCUGGACUUGUCAAGCCAAAUGUCAGCUUCAGAACUUUCAAGAAAAGGAAAGUCGAGCCUGUCCCCAUGGUGACUCAGGUACCCCCUGCCCCCCCUGUCCCCUCCCUGCCAAGUUCAGCUGAAGCCACUCAGGCAUCUGUUUUUCCUGCUGUGCGGGAGACCAACACCUUCAAGUCCCGCGAAGACCAUGACCAGCUCGCCUCGCUCACGACGAACGGCAAUGCCCGACGGCUCAUCCCCACUCAGCCUGGAAGGAAAAGGAAAGCUAAUUGUGGGGGAACUGAUGAGAUGAUAAAGGUUUUGCAGUAUAACAACCCUCAAAGUGCCAGUGUCUUUCUACCACCACCAGAGGAUUCCCAGGACAGUUCGGAUGGCAUCCCAUCUGCACCCCGCAUGACAGGCAGUUUAGUGUCUGACCGCAGCCACGAUGACAUCGUGACCCGGAUGAAAAACAUCGAGUGUAUAGAGCUAGGACGUCACAGACUGAAACCCUGGUACUUCUCGCCAUACCCGCAGGAACUCACUGCAUUGCCCAUCCUCUACCUCUGUGAAUUCUGCCUCAAGUAUCUCAAAAGCCUCAAGUGUCUACAGAGACAUUUGACAAAAUGUAACCUGAGACAUCCCCCAGGCAACGAGAUCUACCGCAAAGGCACCAUCUCAUUCUUUGAGAUUGAUGGCAGGAAAAACAAAACAUAUUCCCAGAACCUGUGUUUACUGGCUAAAUGUUUCCUGGAUCACAAAACCUUGUAUUAUGACACAGAUCCUUUCCUCUUCUAUGUAAUGACGGAGUAUGACUCCAAAGGCUUCCACAUAGUGGGUUACUUCUCUAAGGAAAAAGAGUCAACUGAAGAUUAUAACGUCGCCUGCAUCCUGACCUUGCCUCCCUACCAGCGGAGGGGCUAUGGCAAACUGCUUAUUGAAUUCAGUUAUGAGCUGUCCAAGGUCGAAGGGAAGACGGGCACUCCAGAGAAGCCACUUUCUGACCUUGGUCUUUUGUCCUAUCGUUCCUACUGGUCACAGACCAUCUUGGAAAUUCUCAUGGACCUUAAACCCGAUAAUGGUGAAAGGCCGCAGAUUACCAUCAAUGAGAUCAGUGAGAUCACGAGCGUAAAGAAAGAAGACGUCAUUUCAACACUUCAGUACCUCAACCUAAUCAACUACUACAAGGUGAGAGACCAAUGUUGCGUUAAAACAACGCUGAACCCCGGAAGCAGCAAACCCCAGAUGAACCAAUCUGAGACACACAACACCAGCAACGCAGGCUUCUCCUCCUCCUCCUCCUCCUCCUCCUCCCCCAACCCCAGACCAGAGCCUCUGACCUGGUGA
Paralichthys olivaceus (Japanese flounder) is the source of this 1908-nucleotide messenger RNA. Lineage: Eukaryota; Metazoa; Chordata; Actinopteri; Pleuronectiformes; Paralichthyidae. The record is from RefSeq and is a predicted model, not a curated record.